UGUUUGUCCUGUAGAUUUCAUUUACUUCAAGACAAAUCAUACACUGUAAUGGAGUUUAAAGUCUCGUCAACACAACGCUUUGGUCAGUUUGGGACUAACAUAGGGUUCUUUUUUCUGUAGUCACGUGUACAGUGCCUGAGAGUCGAAUUUUGUCCGGGCAUUGGCGUCGCCGCCGAACUUUAUGGAAGUCUUAAUGUCAUGGGGUCAACGUGUACAUUAGUGGACCUCAGUGUCUCUUUCUUCGCAACCGAAAGACUAGGCAAAGCUUUAUGCGUUGGAAAUAUGAUCGCUUAAAUUAUCGUCAAACUAACCUGUUUCUCAGUUUGAACGUAAAUAUUUGACGAAGCCUCUUUCAGUGUCAUAGGGAUUACAAAAUGUGUUGUGUUAAGGAACUACAAAAUGUGUUGUCGAGUUUGAUCAAUCAGCUUUAAAUUAAAUGGUCGGAUACGCCAUUACACUACAGUCAUACCUUUUUCUAAUGUGAGGACCAAGGUUAGAAGUAGGUAAGAAUGGAUUACAGUAUAGAGAAGUACCGCAACUUUUAAACUGAGACAUUCUAACUAGAUUCGUAUACGGCAAGCUCGCUAUAUAUAAGUAUUUUUUAAAUCCUUAUAAUAUUGUCAUUGAUUAUAAUCUUUGAUCGAAUUCUUCGAUACGAAUACACGACUCUUUAAAUACAAAACGCAUAUUUGUAUAAUGUGCUUUGUGUAUUUUCGUGAAUGACAUAAAAAAUGUCUUUGUGGGUGUCCACACCUUAUUAAAAAAAAGCCUCGCUUGAAACAACUUUGUACAAUUGUUUUCAUCAAAUAACAAAAUUGAAUACAAUUGUAUAUUAGUAGAACGCGUUGGUCGCAUACUAUAGUAUAUGUCUUAACUACCUUUGUCAUGGUUAGUAAUAGUAUUGGAUUGAAUAACAUGGGCAAUACCCUAUUGAAACGCGUUUAAUUUUAGACAGUUUAUUGUUAUUAUAGUAGUGCAAAGUUAUCGAGAAAUAUUAAUUGUAUUUCUUGCCUAGUUACUGGUGAAAAUGUGUUCUGUGUUUAAUUAAGAACCUUGAGGAUGCCUCUGCACGUGAAAUAUAGACAUAGCACGGGAUGGACUGGAUUACCAGAAAUUCAUACUCUACCAAAAAGGCCACCGACCCCUGAUAUUCUUCGACCCAAAAACGUCCUUAUACCUACAUCAUUAGAAAAUGCCCGGAGAAGGGCGAUGAUUCUUAUUCAUUCGACUGAGAAAGAUGUACAAUGUUUUAAAGAAAAACAUUUCAGGAAUGCUAGAAAUACGUUCGGAAUUGAAACAGAUGAUUUGAUCAGAUAUGUUCACGAAAAAACGGGCAAGCAAGCGCGAGCUAAGGAUUAUAAGGAAUUCGAUCAGUUUUUAAGUCGCUGUCGAACCACGGCUUCACUUGUUCAGAAAGACGAACUAGAGAAAAUGGAUGUCAUCCUUAAAAGAACUUCUACCUUUGACGUAUUAGUUCAAAAAUCGAAGGAAAAACUAGAAGAGGCUUUAAAUGAUUACGUUGAUAAAUAUUGCUUAAGUUUUGCUUCUGAAGCUCAAAAUCGUGAGAUUAAAUGUGUUCACGAAUACGAAAACAAUAUUGUAGAGUGGCGUCGAAUCGCUAAAGAUACUUUGGCCGAGUUGGAAGACAUUCUUCGGGAGUAUGCUAUCUAUUGUGGUGACAGCUUCGAGAACUUUAAAAGACAGUAUGAUAAUAUAUUACACUGCAUGCGAAGUGCUUUGAAAAUGUUUCCCAGAAUUGCUAACGCUUUAAAGAACUGGAUUACCGCUGAUGAAGCUUAUCCAAGAAAACUCCAUGAUCAAGCGAACGCGUUAAUGGUUGAAAAACUGAACAAAAUAAAAGAAGUGCGGGAACAGCAACUUAGAGCAGGACAUGUUCAACAUCAAUUGAAGCACACAGAUUAUAGCACAACGAAAAUAACCAAAAGACUUAACCAGACUAUUGAAAAUAAGAGAUAUUUCAGAAAAAAAGAAGUGUCUCUUUCGGAGAAGCAGCAAAAACUGGAACUGACCGUUGCAAAGAAACAGAAAGAAAUGGAAACGUUGUACGAGGAACAUUAUUUUGAACAAGCAGACUCGCCAUCGGCUUCGAACAACAUACUUUUUAAAAUAUCUAUAGUUCAAGAUGAAAUUAUUAAAUUACAGAAAACCUUAGAAAACACCAAAAAGAACUUAAAAAAUACAAAAAUUGAGAGAAAAACCAUCGAAAAAGAUGUCCAUAGGUUACAGAAGUUGUGCGACAACAGCAUCAAAUCUGAGAAAUACAUUUCUAAAGAAGUAAUAGUCAAAGAAGAAAAGCUUAAAUCAAAUCAUCACGAAAACAGAGAGCUGAGGAAGAAAAUCGAGUGCUUGAAAAAGAUUCGUUCUAUAAAAUUACAUCCCGAUACCCUGAAGAAGAUAUUUGCUGAAAGUUAUUCUCCGGGCAAGAAAUUUGAAAUAACAGAUGGUUUUGGUGAUGCAUGUAAGAUAGCUGCUGCACACAUUGGAUAUAAAUGGCCGUUACUGUACCUUGAAUUACCAUUUCAACCAGCUAGAGAUUCUAAUAUCAGGAAUCAAGACAUAGAAGCAUUUGACAUUGCUGGACAAAAACGAGAUCUCAGCACAAUGGACGUAGCUCUCAGAAGCUUAGCCAAAUGGAAGCGUCUUAACAGUAAAGCUACAGUGUAUAUGCUUGUGUCGUCAUUGAGGAUUAUUGGGGCUGGAAAAAUCGCUAAUAGAAUUGAAAAACAAAGAUUGUCAACGAAAUAAGGAUUAACUGCUAUCAAUAAACAUAUGUUUAGUGUCUAUACUCUAUCGAUGUCUUUAAUCACAUGGAUCAAACGAAGGUCGGUAGAUAAGGAAUAGAAUUUAAUGAUGUGGCGGGAAAUGAUAUCGUCUGCGCACUGUUCAAUAUUCUAUUGGGCGGAAAUUUGUGAUGGUGAAUGGUAUUCCUUAAGACCGUGUAAAUAUUCGAUAUUUCUGCAAUAAACUGGAAAUUGCAGAAUGAUAAAAAAAAAUACUAAGGACUGGGUCUGCUAAGAGAGUUGCAGCGACACAAUAAUGUUUCAGUGACACAAUAGUCUUCCGGUGACACAACAGUCUUCCAGAUAAUAACACAAUCCUAUUGUACAAUACCAUAUUCAGUGAAGCAUGAUAGCUACAAAUUCGUUGGGAAUUUCUGCAAUUUAUCGAGGAAUUCCGAUUGAAUUCAACCCAUGUGGAGAUCUUAUAAAGGCAUUCAGUUUUCUUAUGUUGGAUUUAUUUUAAAGUUUCUUUUAAAAGUUAAAUUAAUAUUUCCUUAUUUACAUUUUUAGACAUGAUGAAGUUUGCAUAUUGUCAGGAACUCUGUUUACACUAUUAACAUACAUUUGCUAUUUUCAUUGCGCGGUAAGUUUCUAACAUUGGGGCAAUAUCAAGAAUCCAUGCAUAUUUGAGAACCCUGCGUUUCGAAUCAUCUUAUCAAUUUUAAUCUGAACGAAGUUCCAGCUGCCGUGUGUUUAUCUGGUUCAUGUACGCCUGCGUGAUAAGUGCCAGUUGUGAUGUAUUUUCUGGUGACAAUCCUCGGACCCGUAAUUCUAGAUGAUCUAAAACUGAAAGAUAGAAAUAAACGCUACAAAUUUUA
Molecule: messenger RNA, 3619 nt
Organism: Patella vulgata (common limpet)
Lineage: Eukaryota; Metazoa; Mollusca; Gastropoda; Patellidae
Product: centrosomal protein of 128 kDa
Exons: 3
Coding region: 1060-2766 (568 amino acids)
Biological process (GO): signal transduction
Molecular function (GO): protein binding
Source: RefSeq, a predicted model, not a curated record